AUGGCUAUGAAGAAACUGUACAUUGGUUCCCUUCUGGGCGCCCUGCUAGUGCAUUCACUCGUGGUUGAGUUGGCCAUUUGUUCCUCAAACUUCACUGAUCAAUUGGCUCUCCUCUCCUUCAAAUCCUCAAUCAACUUUGAUCCCAAUAAUGUGUUGAGUAACUGGACACAAGAAACCAACUUUUGUGGCUGGGCGGGGGUCUCUUGUAGCCGUCGUAGUCAAAGAGUCACGGGUUUGAUCCUUCGCGGCAUGGGUCUCCAAGGCACCAUAUCUUCUCGUGUCGGUAACCUUUCCUUCCUCCAAGUGCUCGAUCUACGCAACAACAGCCUCCAUGGUCAUCUGACCGAUGAAGUUGGCCGUUUGCAUUACUUGACAAGUCUAUUGUUAACGAACAAUAUGUUGGAAGGAGGCAUCCCAAUGGAUUUGCACCGGUGUCGGAUGCUUCGUCUCAUAUAUCUUACAAAAAAUAAUUUUAACGGUAGCAUACCAAAAGAGUUGAGUACCUUACCCUUUUUGAGGUAUCUUGCACUAGGAGAAAAUAAGCUUACAGGUACCAUUCCACUUUCCUUCGGCAACACUUCAAGCUUACAACGGCUUGUGUUACAAUUUAACAACAUUCAUGGAAGAAUUCCAACUGAAUUAGGACAACUUCAAAAUCUGCAGACAAUUUCCUUUACUGACAAUCGUCUCACAGGUACCAUUCCACCUUCAUUUGGCAAUACUUCAAACUUAACAUGGAUUGACUUGGCAUAUAACAUCAUUCACGGAAGAAUUUCAACUGAAUUAGUACAACUUCCAAAUCUGCACACAUUUGACUUGAGCUCCAAUUAUCUCACAGGUCCAAUUCCAUCUGGGUUGUUUAAUCUUUCGUCAUUGUUGCACUUACUCCUUGGUGCUAAUCGACUCAACGGUCAACUCCGAGAAUUCCCAAAUAAUUCAUUACGAUUGUUAGAUUUGAGCAUCAAUGAACUAAGUGGCCCCAUCCCAUCACUUGUGGUGAGAAACCUUUUUAUCUCACAUAAUAAAUUCACAGAGAUCCCUUCGGCGAUUUGCAAUGUGAGUUCCGUUGAGAUCCUUGAUUUGUCUCAUAAUAGCUUGAGUGGUGUAAUUCCACAAUGUUUAGUAAACUUCAGCAAUGUACUCAGUGUGUUAGAUCUUAGAAUGAAUAACUUUCACGGUAGCAUUCCGACCUCAUUUGUAGAGGGAAACAAGUUGAGGACUAUUAAUUUAAACGGGAAUCAAUUGGAAGGGAAAGUGCCACGAUCCUUGGCAACAUGUAGACACUUAGAAGUUCUAGACUUCGGGAACAACAGUAUAAAUGACACAUUCCCCUACUGGUUGGAAACUCUUCUAGAGUUGCAAGUCCUUGUCUUUCAAUCCAAUAAGCUUCAUGGUCCCAUGGGCUCUUCCAAAGCUCAGCUACCCUUUCCUAAACUUCGAAUCUUGGAUCUCUCUCACAAUGAGUUUAGUGGCUUUUUGCCAACAACAUAUUUCAAGCAUUUCAAAGCUAUGAGGAUCAUCAAUGAAAGUGUAGGACUGAGAUAUAUGGGGCAAUCUUACUAUAAUUACUAUAAUGAUUCAGUGACAAUCAUGAUAAAGGGUCUUGAGAUUGAAUUACCAAGAAUUCUAACAAUUUUCACGACGAUUGACCUAUCACACAACAAAUUUAGUGGAGAGAUUCCAAAUGUCAUGGGAAAGCUUCAUGCACUUCGAUUUCUUAACUUAUCUCACAACUACCUUGUUGGCAAUAUCCCUUCAUCAUUCGAAAAUCUAUGUUCGCUUGAAUCCUUGGACCUCUCUUCAAACCAACUUUCUGGUAAGAUUCCUAGCCAAUUGACAAGUUUGACAUUUCUUGCAGUCUUAAAUUUUUCAAAAAAUCAUCUUGAGGGUCGCAUACCUCGUGGCAACCAAUUUGAAACAUUUGAAAAUAGCUCGUACAAUGGGAACUUGGCAUUGUGUGGAUUUCCUCUAUCAAAGGAAUGUGAAGAUAAUAAGACACAACUACAUCCAACACCUAUGUUGCACAAGGAAGAUUAUCCAUCUUUUGCACGUGGAUUUAGUUGGAAAGUGGUACAAAUGGGGUACGUAUGUGGAAUGGUAUUGGGAUUGGUAAUGGGAUAUCUUAUGUUCUUAAUUGGAAAACCAAAAUGGUUUGUAAGAAUUGCUAAGUGAUAACAACAAAAGAAAGGAAAAAGGUCACACAAGGGUGGUAAUAGAGACGGUGGAAGAAAAAAGUAGCAAACACAAAUGUCAUGUCUAGUAGGUAGUGUUUU
Molecule: messenger RNA, 2273 nt
Organism: Camellia sinensis
Lineage: Eukaryota; Viridiplantae; Streptophyta; Magnoliopsida; Ericales; Theaceae
Source: RefSeq, a predicted model, not a curated record